Hemicordylus capensis (graceful crag lizard) is the source of this 3008-nucleotide messenger RNA. RefSeq names its product component of oligomeric golgi complex 4 (gene COG4). Lineage: Eukaryota; Metazoa; Chordata; Lepidosauria; Squamata; Cordylidae. Bases 780 to 2918 code for a protein of 712 amino acids. The transcript is spliced from 19 exons. The record is from RefSeq and is a predicted model, not a curated record.
CUAGUUCAGGGGGUCCGAGAGAAAGGCAGGCUGACUCCUCUGGGAAACCCAUUCCGCCAGGGGCGUAGCAAGCUUGGAGGGGGCCCCGAGACAAGAUUUUAAAAUGGGCCCCUCGCUGAUAUGCACACACAAACACACUUCACAAUAUAUCGUGCACUCACACUCGCAUCCCCAUUAUGAAUACGGUGAAUAUCCGGUUCACACUGAAUCUAGUUUUUUUACUCUCUGCUCCUGCCGAUCUCCAAGAGACUCAACAUAAUUCAUAAGGGGUGCAACAUGGGCAGGUGGGGAGUCAUGUAAUGUGCCUCUGGGGGGCCCCUCGAGGCAGUGGGGUCCCCCCCUUGCCUAGUGGUAGUUACGCCCCUGCAUUCCACCACAUCGCUUCCGCUGCCUGCAUCUGCAAGAACCGUCUCAAGAGCCCCCUGCAGCAGCACUGCCGGGACAGUCGCAUCGAGCUGUACCAUGCCAGCACCUGCUGGCUUGAGCCGCCCAGCACCAGUUUUCUCUGGCUGUGGAGGAGACAGGAUCUGCUGGGGGUCUUCUCCCCAGAGAUCCCGCAGCUCUGCUAGCAGUUGCUUGCACGGCUGAGCUGGCUCAGUAUCCUCUGUGCUGCUGCUGCUGCUGCUGCUGCCUCUCUUGGCCUCGGGAGAUUGCCCUGGAGGAGCUGACCGGAAGAAGCCGUGCAGAGGAGGAGUCCACUUCAGCUGACUGGCAGAAAUAAAGCAGUGGAAGAAGAGCUGGAGAAGCUGCUGGAGCAACAAGGCACGAUCGAGAGCAAGAUGGCGGCCCUCCAUCGCAUGGGGCCCAACCUGCAGCUGAUCGAGGGGGAUGCUAAGCAGCUGGCCGGGAUGAUCACGUUCACCUGCAAUCUGGCCGAGAACGUCAGCAGCAAAGUCCGGCAGCUCGACCUGGCCAAGAACCGCCUCUAUCAGGCCAUCCAGAGAGCAGACGACAUUUUGGACUUGAAGUUCUGCAUGGAUGGAGUCCAGACAGCCCUGAGGAACGAGGACUACGAGCAAGCCGCGGCUCACAUCCACCGCUACCUGUCUUUGGACAAGUCGGUCAUUGAGCUGAGCAGGCAGGGCCAAGAGGGCAGCAUCAUCGACGCCAACCUGAAGCUGCUGCAGGAGGCCGAGCAGCGCCUGAAGGCCAUUGUGACGGAGAAGUUUGACCUGGUCACGCGGCAAGAGGACCUGCCCCAGGUGGAGCGCUUCUUCAAGAUCUUCCCCCUGCUGGGCUUGCACGAAGAGGGGCUGAGCAACUUCUCCGCGUACCUCUGCAAGCAGGUCGCCAGUAAAGCCGAGGAGAACCUGCAGCUGGUGAUGAAGACAGACAUGAGCGACCGCCGGGCUGCGGUCAUCUUUGCAGACACCUUGACUCUCCUCUUUGAAGGCAUUGCACGCAUCGUGGAGACCCACCAGCCCAUUGUGGAGACCUACUACGGGCCAGGCAGGCUUUACACCUUGAUCAAGCACCUGCAGACGGAAUGCGACCAGCAGGUAGAGAAGGUGGUGGACAAGUUCAUUCAGCAGAGGGACUACCACAGACAGUUCCAGCUGGUGCAGAACAGCAUGAUGAGGAGUUCCGUGGCAGAGAAGACUGAGCCCAGGGAACUGGACCCCAUUUUAACGGAGGUCACCUUGAUGAACGCGCGGAGUGAGCUGUACCUGAGGUUCAUUCGGAGGCGUGUGGCCUCGGACUUUGAGGUGGGAGACUCCGUGGCCUCCGAGGAGGUGAAGCAAGAGCACCAGAAGUGUCUGGACAAGCUGCUCAACCACUGCCUCUUGAGCCGCACCAUGCAGGAGCUGAUUGGCUACUACAUCACUAUGGAAGAGUACUUCAUGAGAGAGACCGUCAACAAGGCGGUGGCCCUGGACGCCUGUGAGAAGGGCCAGCUGACCUCCAGCAUGGUGGACGACGUCUUCUACAUCGUGAAGAAGUGUGUGGGCCGGGCCCUCUCCAGCUCCAGCAUCGACUGCCUCUGUGCCAUGAUCAACCACUCCAUCACCGAGCUGGAGUCGGACUUCAGGGAGGUCCUGUGCAACAAGCUCCGGAUGGGCUUCCCGGCCACCCCCUUCCAGGACUUCCAGCGGGGCGUGACCAGCGCCGUGAGCCUCAUGCACAGCAGCCUCCAGCAGGGCAAGUUUGACACCAAAGGCAUCGAGAGCACCGAUGAGGCCAAGCAGUCCUUCCUGGUGACGCUGAACAACGUGGAGGUCUGCAGUGAAAACAUCAUGACCCUGAAGAAGACCUUGGAGAGCGACUGUGCCAAGCUGCUCAGCCAGGGCUUUGGGGGCGAGCAGGCCCAGCCCAAGAUCGACAGCUGCCUCGCGGAGCUGGCGGCCAUGUCCCACAAGUUCCGGGACCUGCUGCAGGAAGGGCUGAAUGAGCUCAGCAACUCGGCGAUCAAGCCCCAGGUGAAGCCCUGGAUCAACCUCUUCCUGUCUGUCUCCCACAACAUUGAGGAGGAAGAGUUCAACGACUACGAGGCCAACGACCCCUGGGUCCAGCAGCUCAUUCUCAACCUGGAGCAGCAGAUGGCGGAGUUCAAGGCGGACCUCUCUGCAGUGAUCUACGACAGCCUCUCCAGCCUCACGACCACCCUCAUCGCGGUGGAGCUGGAGAAGGUGGUCCUCAAGUCCACCUUCAGCCGGCUGGGGGGGCUGCAGUUUGACAAGGAGCUGCGCUCGCUGAUCGCCUACCUCACCACCGUCACCACCUGGACCAUCCGGGACAAGUUUGCGCGUCUCUCCCAGAUGGCCACCAUCCUCAACCUGGAGCGGGUGACGGAGAUCCUGGACUACUGGGGACCCAACUCGGGCCCCCUCACGUGGCGUCUCACUCCCGCCGAAGUCCGCCAGGUGCUGGCUCUCCGGAUGGACUUCCGCAGCGAGGACAUCAAGCGGCUGCGCCUCUAGCCGCCUGGACUGGCCCGGGACCCUCUGCGGGGCAAAUGCCCCCCCCGCCCCGCCCCUCUUGGGCAGACAUUAAACAGCAGCUCUGCUGGG